Messenger RNA from Jatropha curcas, 1089 nucleotides. Its product is annotated as NDR1/HIN1-like protein 13. The record is from RefSeq and is a predicted model, not a curated record. NCBI's taxonomy places the organism in Eukaryota, Viridiplantae, Streptophyta, Magnoliopsida, Malpighiales, Euphorbiaceae. Gene Ontology annotation, biological process: defense response to other organism. Gene Ontology annotation, cellular component: plasma membrane.
GCCUUACAGCCCCAACUCUGGAUGCAGCCUCUCUCUCUCUCUGUUUCAGACCGCAACCAUUUGUAAGGAACAGAACAUUUGUUUCUCAUUUACAGUGUUUCUGAUCUUUGUUUUUCAGUGUCUAAACAAUGGCUGAACGAGUUCACCCGCGUGACUCACCUCCUUCAUCCACUGAGUUAAAGAAGACGCCGUCUGCCUCACCGGAUCGUCCCUUGAAACCGGCAGCUCCAUUGCUGGAGAAACCUGUUUCUCCACCACCGGCUGGAACUUACGUCAUCCAAAUACCAAAAGACCAGGUCUACCGAGUCCCGCCACCAGAAAAUGCUAAACGUUAUCAACAGCUCUCUCGCCGGAAGCAUCGCCGGAGCACUUGCUGUUGCUGCCUCUGCUGGUUCUUUGGCCUCCUUUUUACUUUCAUUCUCCUCGCCGCCAUCGCUGCUGGUGUCUUAUACCUUGUUUUUCGGCCGGAAGCUCCUAAGUACUCAAUUGAGUCUGUCUCCAUUAAAGGUUUUAAUCUGACGUCAUCUGCUCCUCUUUCGCCGGAAUUUGACGUCGCUGUUAGAGCUCACAAUCCGAACAAUAAGAUCGGGAUUUAUUAUCGGACAGGAAGCUCCGUUAAUGUUUAUUAUAAUGAUGUUAGGCUCUGUAACGGUAAACUGCCGGUGUUUUAUCAGGGGACGAAUAAUGUGACGGUGUUUGUAGCGUCGUUGAAGGGGUCUGGAAUUGAGUUAACGAGUGCGGUGCAUAAGGCGUUGAUUAGCGGCGAAACCAAAGGAGCGGUACCGUUUAAGUUGAAUUUGAGGGCGCCGGUGAGAAUUAAAGUAGGGUCUCUGAAGACGUGGACGAUUACCGUUAAAGUAGACUGUGAUGUAACGGUGGAUAAAUUAACGUCCAAAUCUAAACUUGUGUCCAAACAUUGUGAUUAUGGUGUUGAACUGUGGUAGGAAUUGGGGGUGCUUGGCUGUAGAGUUAGGGAAUUUCGGUGGGUGGGGAUUUGAUUUUUUUUUUAUUUAUUUAUAAUUAUAUUGUUUUAUGUGACAGACAGAAUAUUAAUAUAAAUAUAAUAUAUACAUAUACGAUUCAUUAUUA